Messenger RNA from Lotus japonicus, 980 nucleotides. RefSeq names its product probable bifunctional TENA-E protein. Gene Ontology annotation, cellular component: cytosol. Bases 48 to 770 code for a protein of 240 amino acids. NCBI's taxonomy places the organism in Eukaryota, Viridiplantae, Streptophyta, Magnoliopsida, Fabales, Fabaceae. The record is from RefSeq and is a predicted model, not a curated record. The transcript has 3 exons.
CCUCAGUUCUCACGAUACCUCAUUGUUACUAGUCAAACUGAAAGAUAAUGGCGAGUGAGACACUGAGAAGAAGCGACAACAUGGCGGAGAAGAUGAAAGUCGAGGAGAAGAAAAUCGGCAUGAUUGAAACUUGGUUGAGGAAGCACCGUAUUCACUACGACGCAGCCACCAGACACCCUCUGAUUCUUAGCAUUCGUGAUGGCACCAUACACAUCAAUUCCUUCAAAACAUGGCUCGCUCAGGAUUACCUUUUCGUUCGAGAGUUUGUCCCAUUUGUUGCUAGUGUGCUGAUAAAAGCUAGCAAGGAAUCGGAUGACAGUGCUGACAUGGAAGUCAUAUUAGGGGGCAUGGCUUCUCUGGGGGAUGAAAUAUCAUGGUUCAAGAGAGAAGCCAACAAGUGGGGUAUUGAACUUUCUGACGUUGUUCCUCAGCAGGCAAAUAUAAACUAUUCUAGGUUACUGGAAAGUUUAAUGAGGUCAGAUGUGGAAUAUACUGUGGCUAUGACAGCAUUUUGGGCCAUUGAAGCAGUGUACCAAGAGAGCUUUGCCCACUGCAUUGGAGAAGGCUCCAAAGCCCCACCGGAACUGGAGGAGACUUGUGCAAGAUGGGGCAAUGAGGGUUUUGGUCAGUAUUGCCAAUCUCUGCAGAAGAUUGCCAACCAGCGCUUACAAAAGGCUUCUGAUGAUGAGCUCAAAAAGGCUGAAGUUGUGUUCCUCAGUGUUCUUGAGCAUGAAGUUGAGUUUUGGAACAUGAGCCGUGGAAAUGUUUGAUUUUGUUCAUGAUGAAAACCUUUAUGUUUGUGUGAAAAAUGGUCAAAGCCUUGUUCUGUUUUACCAUUUACAGAGACUAAAGUACUGUGUGGAUCUUUAUUUCUUAGAAGGAUACAGUAAAUUAGAACUAGGAAAAUAAUAAAUGAAAAUGUUGAAAACACUCCUUAGCAUCUGUAACUUGAGUUCUAAAUGUAAUUAGAAUUUGGAUCC